Messenger RNA from Diaporthe amygdali, 1842 nucleotides. RefSeq lists its product as uncharacterized. The record is from RefSeq and is a predicted model, not a curated record. Gene Ontology annotation, cellular component: fungal-type vacuole membrane. The transcript has 6 exons. Lineage: Eukaryota; Fungi; Ascomycota; Sordariomycetes; Diaporthales; Diaporthaceae. Gene Ontology annotation, biological process: basic amino acid transport; transmembrane transport. The coding region runs from base 1 to 1842 and encodes 613 amino acids. Gene Ontology annotation, molecular function: basic amino acid transmembrane transporter activity.
AUGAGCAAUGCCCACAACCAUCGGCCUGGGCAUGGGCCUGAGCAUCUGCCAACCAUCCCGGACGAGCAGACACCCUUGAUUGGAAAUACCAGGUCGUCCUAUUUGGAGCCCUACGAUGAAUCGGCAGACGGAGAAGACGAGGAGAUCGACCCCGACGACUUUGACUUACUGCUUACUCGCUCCUCAUCUUAUACGACCGGCCUGCUGGGCCCAGAGACCAACGAGACCCCGCUUCUGAGAGGGGACCGCAAAUACAGCACCAACAGCAGGAUAGGCCAUGCAACGACUUUUUCCAGCCGGCGGCCAUCCGUGACAAGCGAAGCCAUCGAGGAUGAAGUGGCCUCUGAGCUGGACAGAGCCGACCAUGGCACAGACAAGCCGACGCUCUUCCUGGGAGGCAUUUCUCGCGGCCGAUUCUGGUGGAUCUUCGGCAACGUCCUGGCUCUCCACUUCGUUUCUUGCUUCGACGGGACCAUCAUGGCCUCGUCGCACCCGGUCAUCACGUCUUACUUCCAGAGCUCUAACUCGGCGUCAUGGUUGUCGACGGCCUUCCUCCUGACCUCGACCGCGUUCCAGCCGCUUUUGGGCAGAUUGUCCGACACGGUCGGGCGUAAAGGUCCCUACAUCGUCACAGGGACCAUCUUCGCGCUGGCGACUCUUUGGUGUGCACUCGCGCAGAGCAUGACGAGCUUCAUCGCGGCUCGAGCCGUUUGUGGCCUGGGAGCCGGUGGGGUCAUGACCCUGGGCAGCAUCAUCGUCUCAGAUCUGGUGCCUAUCGAGAGGAGAGGUGCCUACCAGUCUUAUAUCAACAUGGUCUACGGAGUCGCCUCGACAUCCGGGGCUGCUCUGGGCGGCUUUCUUGCAGAGCAUCUCGGCUGGCGCGCCGAAUUCGGCAUUCAAGUGCCUCCAUUGUUUCUCUGCGUUGGCAUUGCGGUCAUUACCAUCCCAGGAGACCUCGGACUGGGCUUCCAGGCGCACAAGGAGACGGUGAUGCAGGCAAUGAAGCAGUUUGACUUCAGGGGUUCUUUCUUCAUGACGACCGCUAUCACGUUUUUAAUCCUUGGUCUGAACCUUGGCGGAAACGUCCUCGCCUGGACACAUCCAUUCGUCCUCACAUCGCUGGCCAUCUUUGCCGUGAGCUUCCCGUCAUUCCUCUGGAUCGAACGGUCUGCAUCACGGCCCAUCAUGCCUCUUCGCCUCAUCCAUCAUUCCCCACACGCCAACAUGAUAUUCUCCAACUUCCUCGCCGCCUUCAUAAUGAACGCCAUCCUUUUCAACAUGCCCUUAUACUUCCAAGCUGUACUUCUCACGUCUGCUACCACGAGCGGGCUGUGUCUUAUGGUUCCCACAAUCGCUGCUAGCACCUGUGGCACUGCCACAGGCUUCUUGGUAACCUGGACUAAACGCUUGAAGUGGCCCCUCGUGCUCGGCGCGGUUUUGUUUCUCAUCGGCACGGUUGUCCUAUCGUGCUUGCAGCGGGGUUGGCCGCUUUUCGUCUACCUCAUAUUUCUAGUGCCUCUUUCGAUGGGACAGGGAUUCACAUUCCCUGGUACGUUCAUGGCUGUACUCGCGGCAAGCGAGCAGGCUGAUCAGGCCGUCGUCACCAGCACUUUGAUUCUCUGGCGCAGCAUGGGUACGGUCCUCGGCAUAGCGGGAAGCAGUCUCAUCGUCCAGAACUCACUCUGGAGUUAUCUUGAGACAUACGUCACCGACACCGCAGCACGAGAUGCUGGGAUUCCCGGCGGGAAGGGCGAGGUGAUUGAAAGAGUCAGAGAAAGUGUUGAGGCUAUUGGAAACUUGCGAGGUCUCGUCCUGGAGCAGGUUAUUGCCACGCUUGGGUGA